CCCUUCAAUCUCAUCUGUGUGGGCAAAAGGUGUGCACGCGCACUCCUCUGGCAGGGGCGACAGUUGCGCGUUCUCGUGCGUUCGCCAUAGAAAACAAAGCUAUCCGUGCGCUUCCAUUACAGCUAGCGGGGCAAACCCAGCACACAGCUCUCUCUGCAUGCACACCCAAGAUGGGUUUGCAGCUCAUCUGAGGGCCUUUGAACGCGGGGCCUGUUGCGAGGACAGACAGCCAGCUGAAGUCAGCGAAACGUCUCGGUUUUUUCUCCGGACUGCUUUUGUUUCUUAGCCGCGGCUAGCAGCUCAGCCACGAUCAUUGUCGUUUCUGCAGCGAGCUGCCGAAGGAAAACACAUCGCCAUGUUGUUAUCGGAGGGGGCUCUGUGAAGAAGGCGAAACCGUGAGCGUGUGGAGGAGAUAAUCUCGUCGUUUGAGCCGAACCUGAGUCCUCAGCCGCUGCCUGCUGCCUGCCUGACUGACUGACUGACAUGGCGGAGCAGAGCUACUCCUGGGCGUACUCCCUUGUCGACUCCAGCCAGGUGUCAACCUUCCUCAUCUCCAUCCUCCUCAUCGUCUAUGGCAGCUUCAGGUCAUUAAACAUGGACUGUGAGAACCAGGAGAAGGACAAGGAUGGAAACCCCACCGCCGCCGGCUCCUUCAACAAUGCCAACUCUAACAACAGUAUUCAGACCAUAGACUCCACACAGGCGCUGUUUCUUCCCAUCGGAGCCUCCGUGUCUCUGCUCGUCAUGUUUUUCUUCUUUGACUCUGUUCAGGUGGUGUUCACCAUAUGCACUGCAGUUCUAGCAACCAUCGCGUUUGCUUUCCUCCUGUUGCCGAUGUGCCAGUAUCUGACCAGGCCCUGCUCCCCACAGAACAAGAUCUCGUUCGGCUGCUGCGGCCGCUUCACGUUGGCAGAGCUGCUGUCGUUUUCCCUCUCUGUCAUGCUGGUUCUCAUCUGGGUGCUGACGGGCCACUGGCUGCUCAUGGACGCACUUGCCAUGGGUCUCUGUGUGGCCAUGAUCGCAUUUGUGCGACUGCCUAGUCUGAAGGUGUCCUGCCUGCUGCUGUCAGGCCUCCUCAUCUAUGAUGUGUUCUGGGUCUUCUUCUCCGCCUACAUCUUCAACAGCAACGUGAUGGUGAAGGUGGCCACGCAGCCCGCCGACAACCCCCUCGACGUGCUCUCACGCAAGCUGCAUCUGGGCCCCGGCAUGGGACGGGACGUCCCCCGCCUCUCUCUUCCCGGAAAGCUGGUGUUCCCGAGCUCCACCGGCAGCCACUUCUCCAUGCUGGGCAUCGGCGACAUCGUCAUGCCGGGUCUGCUGCUGUGCUUCGUGCUCCGAUACGACAACUAUAAGAAACAGGCCAACGGAGAAGUGCCCGGGCCUGUCAACAUGUCCGGCCGCAUGCAGCGGGUUUCCUACUUCCACUGCACCCUCAUUGGUUACUUUGUCGGUCUUUUGACUGCAACCGUGGCCUCUCGUAUUCACCGCGCGGCCCAGCCUGCCCUCCUGUACCUGGUGCCCUUCACCCUGCUGCCUCUGCUCACCAUGGCCUACCUGAAGGGGGACCUACGGCGCAUGUGGUCCGAGCCCUUCCACGCCAAGUCCAGCAGCUCCCGCUUCCUGGAGGUAUGAUGCUGUUCUGACCAGCACAAGUUCCCAUCAUCCCUCCCUCCCGCCCACCAAACGGAGAAAGAGAGAGCGAAAGAGAGAGAAGGAGAGGUGUCGGAAGAGAGGAACUGCACUCGUCUUCUCAUCAUCCCUCAUUCCCGUUGUCAUCCUCCAGCCAGUGGAUGAACAGCAGCACGCGGACUUCACUGCCAGAUGGAUUCAUGCGCUCCAACCAUACUCUCUUUGUCUUUAUUUCCUCUACCUCUUUUCUUUCUCAGCUCCAUUCCAACUUCAUCACACCACCUUUCUCUCUCUGUCUCUCUCUUUUCCCCGUGUUCCACCGAACUCAGCCGCAUUUUACCGGAUCGCUCGUCAUCUGGACGUGAACCGGAGCCGCUUUGAGCUCCGAGCGUGUUUCCAUUUGUACCGUUCGGCGCCGUUACGGAUUUACAGACUGAGAUUUCUUUAUUUACCGCUCUGUGGACGAGGAACGUAGAUUCUGCCACAGCUCGGGAUGACGAUGACCCUAUAAGGGACCAGCACACAGUAGAGGACAGCGUCGUUAUUUCCCCUUCCUUCCCUCGUUCUCUCUUUCCCUUUCUGAUAAAACCCAACCCGCAUCCAUCCCGAUUUCCCUUUCUAACAACCCUUCCUUCGCAGAAACAUGUAUUUUAUUUAGAAAGAUUUUAUUCUUGGCAUAUACAGAAAUGAUGCAUUAUAAAUUGUGGGGGCGUACAGCUCUAUGUAUAUAUGUGUACACAUGUAUUAGGGGUUAUCAUGUUGAGGUGCGAGUGUGCGUGAGAUCGCGUGUGUGUGUGUACGAACGGGCGAAAAUGAAUUGUAACGGCAAACGGUUUUCAUUUCCUUACUUUUAGAUCUCCAAAUACGCAUAUUUCUUUUCCUUUUGCUCACUUCUUCCAUAAAACUCAUUGCAGUGGGUCGUUCAACUCUUUGGCCUUUGAACACAAGGGUUGGUGUGAUUUUGCGUUUCUGUAUGAAUGUAUGCUGUUACCUCCACGGCUCUGGAUGGACCACUGAAGAUGAGCUCUGCCGGGCUAACGGGGGGAAAUGUUUAAGGAUUGUACUAAGCUUAGUUAUUUAAACAGGCCGAAUUUUUUUCCACUAGUAUUUCAAGCAUUAAUUGUUUUGUUUGUAGUCAUUCCUUCAACCCAAUUGGCUCUGCAAUGAUGAAACUGGAAUUGAGGUGCAAGAUUGAGUGAAUGUGUGUGCGUGCGUGUGUGUGCGUUGUAGAAAAUAAUGCAUUUUGCUGGCUCAGUCCGUUGAGGUUUGCUUUUGUUUCUUUUCUUUUUUCUUUUUUUUUUUUUGUUUUUUUUUUUGUUUUGUUUUUUUUACCUGUUGUUACCUGUUUUUUAAUCUGUUAGUCGUCUGGCCUUGCAUGUCAAUUGUACAGCGUGUCGUUCUUCAAAAGCUGCGUUUUCAGGGCAACCGUGCUCGUGCGACACUCUGAAACUCUGAGGCGCAGACACGGGGUCGUGGACGAUGAGUCGCACAAGAGAAUUAGUCCGAGAGGGGGGUGACGAGACCGGACCGCUCUGACCCCCGCGGCCGGCUUGGACCUCGCGCGAAACAUUGGCACUGCGUUGCCUGAAUAUUCAGUAUGACCGUUUGCCUGGCAGUGGGCCUUGGUUAAACCUGAGCAUCAUGGACAUCCCCCACAAACCUCUUCACUGUCCCUCUGCCACCCUUAAAGACAUUACAAGAAAAAAAAGAACAAUAUAAAUGACGAUCAUGAUGAUUGCAUUGAAACUCAAAUGUUAUUUUGUUUUGUUUUUUAAUGGAAGAGUGCUUUUUUUGGUUUGUUUGUUUUAUCCCAUUGUUUGUAUUUUUUCUUUCACUUCCCCCCUAAUGCUGUGGAUUUUUGUUUUGUACUUCAAUUUCCUUUUUUUUUUUUUUUUUUUUUUUUUUUUUUUUUCCCCUCCAUCAUCCUCCCUGCCUGCAGAGGGCGCUAAGCUCUGUUGGGCUAUCAACAUUAACAGCCAAAAGGAUUCUGUAUAAAAAAAAAAAAAAAAAUCAAAUAAAUAAAUUAAAAAGUGUAGUGAAAUGUGGAUCCAAAUGAGCUGUACUGAAAACAUUUCAGCUCUCAUAACCUUCCCUUUCUUCUCCUUAGUCAGGAUUCUGCUGUAAAUAAACAUGACUCUAACUGUA
Messenger RNA from Labeo rohita (rohu), 3774 nucleotides. It is a transcript of the gene sppl3, whose product is annotated as signal peptide peptidase 3. The record is from RefSeq and is a predicted model, not a curated record. NCBI's taxonomy places the organism in Eukaryota, Metazoa, Chordata, Actinopteri, Cypriniformes, Cyprinidae. Bases 484 to 1632 code for a protein of 382 amino acids. Gene Ontology annotation, biological process: membrane protein proteolysis. The transcript is spliced from 10 exons. Gene Ontology annotation, molecular function: aspartic endopeptidase activity, intramembrane cleaving. Gene Ontology annotation, cellular component: Golgi-associated vesicle membrane; lumenal side of endoplasmic reticulum membrane; cytoplasmic side of endoplasmic reticulum membrane.